UUUUCAGCCCCCUCCCCCCCCCCCCCCCCCGCCCCCCCCCCACCAACACCCUCCUGCUGCUUCCGCUCGAAGCUUCCGCCAUGGGCGAGGGAGAGGACGAGGCCUCGAGCUCGGGCGCCCCCAAGGACCCGAGAACGAUCGCGCGCAAGUAUCAGCUGGAUCUUUGCAAGAGGGCAGUCGAGGAGAACAUCAUAGUGUACCUUGGCACGGGAUGUGGGAAGACACACAUUGCUGUAUUACUCAUGUAUGAGCUUGGACAUCUCAUCCGCAAACCCAGCCGCGAGGUGUGCGUCUUCCUAGCACCAACCAUUCCCCUUGUCCGCCAGCAAGCAAUAGUGAUCGCGGAUUCCACCAAUUUUAAAGUUCAACGUUACUAUGGAAGUGGUAAAAACUUAAGAGACCACAAGGCGUGGGAGAAUGAGAUGGCUGAGUAUGAGGUCCUUGUAAUGACUCCUCAAAUAUUUUUGCGUAAUUUGCGGCAUUGUUUCAUCAAGAUGGACUUAGUCGCACUUUUGGUAUUUGAUGAAUGCCAUCAUGCUCAAGCACCAAAAAGGCAUCCAUAUGCACAAAUUAUGAAGGAAUUCUACAACAACGUUGAUAAACCUCCUCGUGUUUUUGGCAUGACUGCUUCACCGAUUAUUGGAAAAGGUGGGUCUAACAAGCUUAUCUACACUAAAUGUAUCAACAGUCUUGAGGAAUUACUUAAUGCAAAGGUUUGUUCAGUUGAUAAUCUAGAACUUGAAAGUGUGGUUGCUUCUCCUGAGAUUGAAGUGUACUUUUAUGGCCCUGUUGGUCAGUCUAACUUGACUGCAACUUACAGCAAAGGGCUUGAUGGCUAUAAGCUCCAGUCUGAAUGCAUGCUAAGAGAGAGCCUAUGCAAUUUCAAGGAGUCUCAGAAGAAACUGAAGUCUUUAUGGAGGUUGCAUGAAAAUUUGAUUUUCUGUUUGCAAGAAGUUGGUCUUUUUGGAGCUCUGCAAGCUGCAAGGACCUUUCUAUCUUCCAGUGGUGGUUGUCUAGAUAGAAAGGGGGUUGACAUUGAUGACAAUCAUGCCAGUUUUGCACAGCACUAUCUAAAUAAAGCAAUUUCUCUUCUAAGCUGCGACAUAUUAGAUGGUGCUGAUGCUGAUUCAGUUGAUCUAGAGACACUGGAGGAACCUUUCUUCUCAAAAAAAUUUGCAGUCCUUAUUGACGUUCUGUCAAGAUACAGGCUAGAGGAAAACAUGAAGUGUAUUGUUUUUGUGAAAAGAAUAAUUGUCGCAAGAGUAGUCGCACAUAUUCUCCAAAAUCUGAAGUGCCUUGAUUUCUGGAAAUGUGAGUUUCUUGUGGGAUGCCACUCAGGAUUGAAGAACAUGUCAAGGAACAAGAUGGGUUCUAUCAUUGAAAAAUUCUCUUCGGGUGAGGUGAACCUUUUGGUCGCUACUAGUGUAGGCGAGGAGGGACUUGACAUUCAGACUUGCUGCCUUGUUGUGCGGUUUGAUCUCCCAGAAACAGUUUCUAGCUUUAUCCAGUCAAGGGGACGUGCCCGGAUGAAUAAAUCUAAAUACAUUUUCCUCCUGGAGAGGGGAAAUCAGUCUCAGGAGAAGUUGGUUGGUGAUUAUAUUACUGGUGAAAGCAUUAUGGAUCAAGAGAUUAACUUGAGAACGUCAAAUGAUAUGUUCGAUUGCCUUGAGGAGAAUAUCUAUCGAGUGAAUGACACUGGUGCUUCCAUUAGCACCGCUUGCAGUGUAUCUCUAUUACAUUGCUAUUGUGACAACCUUCCUAGAGAUAUGUUUUUUGUUCCUUCCCCAGCAUUCUUCUAUGUUGAUGAUGUUGAAGGAAUAGUCUGCAGACUAAUUCUUCCACCAAAUGCUGCUUUUCGUCAAGUGAACAGUCAACCCUGUCCAUCAAAAGAUGAAGCUAAGAGAGAUGCAUGCUUGAAAGCAUGCAUAAGACUUCAUGAACUGGGUGCUUUGACAGAUUUUCUUCUGCCGGGCCAAGGCUCUAGAAAGACUAAGAUAUCAACAAUAGAUAUUUCAGAAAGCAACAAAGCGGAGGAUGAAAGUUUUAGGGAAGAGCUUCAUGAGAUGUUGAUCCCUGCAGUUCUAAGACCUUCAAGAUACAAACUGGACUGCUUGUUGAACUUGCAUUUCUACUACAUAGAAUUUAUUCCCAAACCAGCAGAUAGACGAUAUCAGAUGUUUGGUAUUUUUGUGAUCGAUGCCCUUCCAAAGGAAGCUGAAAAGUUGGAUGUUGAAUUGCAUCUUGCUCGUGCGAGGAUUGUGAAAGCAGGAAUUAAAUAUUUGGGAAUGAUUACAUUUAACAAAGAAGAGAUGAUGCUCGCACGCAAUUUCCAAGAAAUGUGUUUGAAGGUUCUCUUGGACAGAUCUGAGUUCACUUCAUCUUAUGUUAUGUUGGGGAAUGAUGCUGCAUUACAAAUGGAUUCAACAUUUUACCUGUUGCUUCCCAUCAAGCAGAAAUUCUAUGGUGAUAAAUUUAUGAUUGAUUGGCCAGCAGUGAAGCGGUGUUUAUCAUCACCUGUAUUCCAGGAUCCAAGGGGUUUGUCUCUGCAUGACUCAUAUUUGCCAAAUGAGUCUCUAAAGCUUCUUGAUGGAACAUACAGUAAAGCUGAUGUGAUUGGCAGUUUGGUCUUCGCUCCCCACAACAACCUGUUUUUCUUCGUUGAUGUCAUUCUGGAUGAAGUAAAUGCUAAAAGUGAAUUCAAAGGUGCAACUUAUGCAGAAUAUUUUAAGGAAAGGUUUCAUAUCGAGCUAUCCCAUCCUGAACAGCCACUUUUGAAAGCUAAACAACUCUUCAAUCUGCGGAAUCUGCUGCAUAACCGACAACUAGAGAGCACAGAAUCUGAGGGUCGUGAAUUGAUGGAGCACUUUGUGGAGUUACCUCCAGAGCUAUGCUCUUUGAAGAUAACUGGGUUUUCAAAAGAUAUGGGUAGUUCUUUGUCCUUGCUGCCGUCUUUAAUGUUUCGCUUGGAGAAUUUGUUGGUGGCUAUUGAGUUGAAGGAUGUCAUGUUAUCUUAUUUCCCAGAGGCUUCUCAAAUUAGUGCUUCAGGGAUCCUUGAAGCGCUCACUACUGAAAGGUGUUUGGAGAGGAUCUCGUUGGAGCGCUUUGAAGUCCUAGGUGAUGCUUUCUUGAAGUAUGCAGUUGGGCGCCAUAGCUUUAUUUCGUAUGAAGGACUUGAUGAAGGCCAGUUGACUAGGAGACGUUCUGAUAUAGUGAAUAAUUCAAAUUUAUAUGAGUUAUCAAUUAGAAGAAAUUUGCAGGUAUACAUUCGGGAUCAACAGUUUGAACCUACUCAGUUCUUUGCACUGGGAAGGCCAUGUAAAGUUGUUUGCAAUCCUGAAACAGAAGAGAGUUUACACCCGAAGAAUAUCGACCCCGAUAAACGAGAAAACUGUAACUUGAGGUGUACAAAGUCACAUCAUUGGUUGCAUAGGAAGACGAUUGCAGAUGUUGUUGAAGCACUUCUUGGAGCAUUUAUUGUCGAGAGUGGAUUUAAAGCUGCAUUUGCAUUUCUACAUUGGAUAGGAAUAAAAGUUAACUUUAAAGAUUCAGCUCUUUAUAGAGUAUUAGAUGCAAGCUCUGCCAAUUUGUCUCUCAUGAAUUACAUCAACAUUUCUGAGCUUGAAGAACUGAUAGGUUACAAAUUCAAGCACAAGGGUCUGCUUAUCCAAGCAUUUGUACACCCUUCAUUCAAUAAGCAUUCUGGAGGAUGCUACCAGAGGAUGGAGUUCCUUGGAGAUGCUGUUUUAGAAUAUUUGAUGACCUCAUACCUCUACUCAGCUUACCCAGAUCUCAAGCCUGGCCAAAUAACAGAUCUGAAAUCAUUAGCUGUCAAUAACAAUUCAUUUGCUCAUGUAGCAAUUAAGAAAUCUAUACAUAAGUAUCUUAUAAAGGAUUCUAAAUAUCUUAUGGCAGCGGUAAAUAAAUUUGAGAAUUAUGUUAAUCUUUCUAAUUCAGAGAAAGACUUGUCAGAAGAACCAGCAUGUCCAAAGGUUCUUGGUGAUAUUGUUGAAUCUUGUGUUGGUGCGGUGCUUUUAGAUUCUGGCUUCAACCUGAACAAUGUUUGGAAGCUAAUGCUAAUGCUUCUAAAGCCUAUAUUGAGCUUCUGUGACAUGCACAUUAAUCCUAUGAGAGAACUCCGUGAACUUUGUCAGUGUAAUGCUUUUGAGUUAGGCCUUCCCAAACCUACAAAGGCUGAUGGAGAGUUCCAUGUCAAAGUAGAAGUUAACAUAAAUGGCAAGAUGAUUAGUUGUGCAGCAGCAAACCGGAAUUCGAAAGAUGCUAGAAAGUUGGCUGCACAAGAUGCACUUUCUAAGCUGAAGAAUUAUGGAUACAAGCAUAAAAGCAAAUCACUAGAGGAAAUUCUGCGUGUUGCCACAAAAAAAGAAUCAGAACUAAUAGGCUAUGAUGAAGAACCAAUCAAAGUUGAAGAUGACAUAUCUUUAGAAACUAAGAAUCUACAUGCGAAUAGAGAAAUGGAGGGAAACAUCUUUUUUCAAAAUAAUGAAGCAUCUUCCAUCAGGAGGUAUGAAACCUCCAUUCAGAGUACAGGAGAUAACAAGGUUGACAAUAAUGAUGCUAAUGAUGGAAGGAUGAAUAAGUCCAAUGUGAUUACACAGAAUGGUUGUCUACUUAGAGGGGGAGCUGAUAAAAUAAACAAAAAAGAGUAUCACGGUGAUAUGGUACACAAAACAGCAAGGUCAUUCCUUUAUGAACUAUGUGCUGCAAACUAUUGGAAACGUCCUGAAUUUGAUCUAUGCAAAGAUGAAGGACCAAGCCACCUUCGAAAGUUCACUUUCAAGGUUCUUGUUCAGAUCAUGGGACCUUCAGCGACUAUUUUGGAGUGCUACAGCGAUCCUAAGCUACAUAAGAAAGCCGCGCAGGAGCAUGCCGCCCAGGGGGCUCUGUGGUGCCUCAAGCAACUUGGAUACCUACCAAAAGAUGAAACUCGUGUCUAGCAACAUUUCAGGGUUUUGUGGCCUUCAGUUAUAUAGAUAGAUAGGCCCCAUAUGUUUGUUAAGAUAUGCUUUGUAGACUCGGGAAACAGUUGUGUUAGGCCAAACAUGCGUUCUGUUGAGAGAUGUAUUGAUAAAUGCGCAGCUCUUGCAUCACGUAUAUAAAAGAUGCAAUGGCUAUUUUGUUCA
Molecule: messenger RNA, 5141 nt
Organism: Panicum hallii
Lineage: Eukaryota; Viridiplantae; Streptophyta; Magnoliopsida; Poales; Poaceae
Product: endoribonuclease Dicer homolog 4
Exons: 25
Coding region: 81-4955 (1624 amino acids)
Biological process (GO): siRNA processing
Cellular component (GO): nucleus; cytoplasm
Molecular function (GO): protein binding; ribonuclease III activity; ATP binding
Source: RefSeq, a predicted model, not a curated record